This is a messenger RNA of Cucumis sativus (cucumber), 1627 nucleotides long. RefSeq names its product BOI-related E3 ubiquitin-protein ligase 1. Lineage: Eukaryota; Viridiplantae; Streptophyta; Magnoliopsida; Cucurbitales; Cucurbitaceae. The transcript is spliced from 4 exons. The record is from RefSeq and is a predicted model, not a curated record. Gene Ontology annotation, molecular function: ubiquitin-protein transferase activity. The coding region runs from base 420 to 1415 and encodes 331 amino acids.
UCUUUCUCUCCAAACCCAUAUAAAAUGCCUCUCACUCAUAAAUUUUCUUUCUUUACUUUCGUUCUCUAUAACUCCUCUCUCAACCACCACUCACGGUGGCUCAGCCACCGGUAACCACCACACAUGGUGGCGUUAUAAAUACUAGUAUAUAUCUUUGUCUCUAUUCUCCUUUUUUUAAAAAAAAAAAUCUUUUCUUUUUUCUUUAACUCUCAUUGAAGAGUCCGCCUUGUGUCCUUCAUGCUUCUUCUGUGGUAGCUUUUAUUGUUCUUGCCUCCCUCUCUCUCUCUAUCUCUCUCUCCUCUCAUUUCUCUCUCUACCAAUUCUCACUCUUUAUAUAUAUAUACAUAUUUUUUUUUCAUUUUGGCUCCAAUAAAAUCAAUCACAAACUCCAUUUCCUCUCAUUGAUUUGAUUCAUUUCAAUGGCUGUUCAAGCUCAAUACCCUUCCAAUGUCCUCCUUCUUAACAGAAAUAUUCAAGAUGCUGAGCAUGAUUAUUCAUUACAACCUCAACCUGGUGGAGGAGGAGGAAUUCUUCAACAGUCUCAUGCUCUGUUCAACAAUGGAGGUGGGAAUCAUUUGAGUAAUUUAAGGAAAAGAGGAAGAGAUAACUCUGUUUCAGUUUCACCUCCCACAAUCAAUCCUCUCUGUUUUCAACCUCAGAUUAUUGAUCUUUCUCAACUUCAUAACCAUCACCAUCCUUCCAAUGUCGUUUCUACCGGACUCAGAUUGUCCUCCGGUGACCAACCACUUAACCUUUACCAUCAUCCACCGCCGCCUCCGUCGUCGCAGAAUCAUGCCAGUCUUGUUUCUCUCUCUUCCUCUGUUUUUAUCUCCGACGAUUUUUCCUCUCAAAUCAAACAACACCGUGAAGAAAUUGACCAAUUCCUUCAAACCCAGGAGGAAGAGCUGCGGAGGACGCUGGCGGAGAAACGGCAGAGGCAUUACCGGGAGCUACUGGCUGCAGCGGAGGAGAGGGCGGUAAGGAGGUUGAGAGAGAAGGAAGUGGAAGUGGAGAAGGCUACACGACGACACGCGGAGUUGGAAGCACGUGCCGCCAGAUUGAGCAUGGAGGCGGCGGCGUGGCAAGAGAAGGCUAGGGCGGAGGAGGCGGCGGCUGCGGCGCUGCAGGCUCAACUGCAACAAGCGAUAAUGAGGGGCACCGGAAUAGGUGGGAGCGGAGAUGGUGGUGUAGUAGGAGAUUGCACGGCGGAAGAUGCUGAGUCAGGUUACAUUGACCCAGAGCGAGUACUGGCCGAGUCAGGACCGAGUUGCAAAUCGUGCCGGAAGCGAGUCGCGUCGGUGGUUUUGUUGCCGUGUCGGCAUUUCUGCGUUUGUUCGGUUUGUGAUCACGUGGUUCGCACGUGCCCGCUUUGUCGGGCCUCGAGAAAUUCAAGUGUUGAAGUUUAUCUCUCGUGAAGCCCAUUGGGCUCAUGGCCCAUUUCUCACUCCCCCAGGCCCAAUGGUAAAACCCCAAAAAAUACCCCCAAAAAAAACUUUUUAUUUAAAAAAGAAAAAAAAAGAAAAAAAUUACACAACACCACAUUUUGUUUUUGGUUUUUCUUUUUCUGGAAAUACAUUUUGAUACCUGGAGGUGUAAAUGGUCAUACUGAUGUUGCCAUUGUUUUUCU